UGUCCAGCGAGUGGUCUCCUCCUCCGGCUAGUGCUGCGGCGGCGUCCCGGGGCCUCCCGAGAGUCGGGCGGGCGGGGAGAGCGGGUGUGGAUUUGUCUGGACGGACUAAGAUUCCAGAUGGCAACUUCUAUGAAUGGCAGGAACCCUGGCGGUCGAGGAGGAAACCCCCGGAAAGGUCGAAUUUUGGGCAUUAUCGAUGCGAUUCAGGAUGCAGUGGGACCCCCUAAGCAAGCGGCGGCAGAUCGCAGGACUGUGGAGAAAACUUGGAAGCUCAUGGACAAAGUGGUGAGACUGUGCCAAAAUCCCAAGCUUCAGUUGAAAAAUAGCCCACCAUAUAUUCUUGAUAUUUUACCUGAUACAUACCAACAUUUGCGACUUAUAUUGAGUAAAUAUGAUGACAACCAGAAACUUGUCCAACUCAGUGAGAAUGAAUAUUUUAAAAUCUAUAUUGACAGUCUAAUGAAAAAGUCAAAACGGGCAAUAAGGCUGUUUAAAGAAGGCAAGGAGCGGAUGUAUGAAGAACAGUCACAGGACAGACGAAAUCUCACAAAACUAUCGCUUAUCUUCAGUCACAUGCUUGCAGAAAUCAAGGCAAUCUUUCCCAAUGGUCAAUUCCAGGGAGAUAACUUCCGUAUCACCAAAGCAGAUGCUGCUGAAUUCUGGAGAAAGUUUUUUGGAGACAAAACUAUUGUACCGUGGAAAGUAUUCAGGCAGUGCCUUCAUGAAGUCCAUCAAAUUAGCUCUGGCUUGGAAGCAAUGGCUCUGAAAUCAACAAUUGAUUUAACUUGCAAUGAUUACAUUUCAGUUUUUGAAUUUGACAUUUUCACCAGGCUAUUUCAGCCAUGGGGCUCUAUUUUACGGAAUUGGAAUUUCUUAGCUGUCACACAUCCGGGUUACAUGGCAUUUCUCACCUAUGACGAAGUUAAAGCACGACUACAAAAAUACAGUACCAAACCUGGAAGCUAUAUUUUCCGGUUAAGCUGCACGCGAUUGGGACAGUGGGCCAUUGGCUAUGUGACUGGGGAUGGCAAUAUCUUACAGACAAUACCUCAUAACAAGCCCUUAUUUCAAGCCCUGAUUGAUGGCAGCAGGGAAGGAUUUUAUCUUUAUCCUGAUGGGAGGAGCUAUAAUCCUGAUUUAACUGGAUUAUGUGAACCUACACCCCACGAUCAUAUAAAAGUUACACAGGAACAAUAUGAAUUAUAUUGUGAAAUGGGUUCCACUUUUCAGCUCUGUAAAAUUUGUGCAGAGAAUGACAAAGAUGUCAAGAUUGAGCCUUGUGGGCAUUUGAUGUGUACCUCUUGUCUUACAGCAUGGCAGGAAUCCGAUGGCCAGGGCUGCCCCUUCUGUCGCUGUGAAAUAAAAGGAACUGAGCCCAUAAUCGUGGACCCAUUUGAUCCUAGAGAUGAAGGCUCCAGGUGCUGCAGCAUCAUUGACCCCUUUGGCAUGCCCAUGCUCGACUUGGAUGACGAUGAUGAUCGAGAGGAGUCCUUGAUGAUGAAUCGGUUGGCAAAUGUUCGAAAGUGCACCGAUAGGCAAAACUCGCCAGUCACAUCACCUGGAUCCUCUCCUCUUGCCCAGAGAAGAAAGCCUCAGGCAGAUCCUCUCCAAAUCCCGCAUCUCAGCCUGCCACCAGUGCCUCCUCGCCUGGAUCUAAUUCAGAAAGGCAUAGCCCGUUCUCCCUGUGGCAGCCCAACUGGUUCGCCAAAGUCUUCUCCUUGCAUGGUGAGAAAACAAGAUAAACCACUCCCAGCACCACCUCCUCCCUUAAGAGAUCCUCCUCCACCUCCACCGGAAAGACCUCCCCCAAUCCCCCCUGAAAACAGACUGAGCAGACACUUCCAUCAUGUGGAAGGUGUGCCUUGCAGAGACCAGCCAAUGCCUCUUGAAGCCUGGUGCCCUCGCGAUGUGUUUGGGACUAAUCAGUUGGUGGGCUGUCGCAUCCUGGGGGAUGGCUCUCCAAAGCCUGGAAUCACAGCUAGUUCAAACAUAAACGGAAGGCACAGUAGAAUGGGUUCUGAUCCAGUGCUGAUGCGGAAACAUAGACGCCACGAUUUGCCUUUAGAAGCAGCCAAGGUCUUCUCCAAUGGUCACCUUGGAAGUGAAGAAUAUGAUGUUCCUCCUCGGCUGUCUCCUCCUCCUCCAGUUACCACUCUUCUCCCUGGUGUAAAGUGUACUGGUCCGUUAGCAAAUUCUCUUUCAGAGAAAACAAAAGACCUGGUAGAAGAAGAUGAUGAUGAAUACAAGAUUCCUUCAUCCCAUCCUGUUUCCCUGAAUUCACAACCAUCUCAUUGUCAUAACGUAAAACCUACAGUUCGGUCUUGUGAUAAUGGUCAUUGUAUAUUGAAUGGAACACAUGGUACGUCGUCAGAGAUGAAGAAAUCAAACAUCCCUGAGUUAGGCAUAUAUUUAAAGGGAGAUGUUUUUGAUUCAGCCUCUGAUGCAGUGCCAUUACCACCUGCCAGGCCUCCAACUCGGGACAAUCCAAAGCAUGGUUCUUCACUCAACAGGACGCCCUCUGAUUAUGAUCUUCUCAUCCCUCCAUUAGGUGAAGAUGCUUUUGAUGCCCUCCCUCCAUCCCUCCCGCCUCCCCCACCUCCUGCAAGACAUAGUCUCGUGGAACCUUCGAAACCUCCUGGCUCUGGUAGCCGACCAUCCUCAGGACAGGACCUUUUCCUUCUUCCUUCAGAUCCCUUUUUUGAUCCAGCAAGUGGCCAAGUUCCUUUGCCUCCUGCUAGGAGAUUACCAGGUGAAAAUGUCAAAUCCAACAGAACAUCACAGGACUAUGACCAGCUGCCUUCAUCUUCAGAUGGUUCACAAGCACCAGCCAGACCCCCCAAGCCACGGCCCCGCAGGACUGCACCAGAAAUUCACCACCGAAAGCCCCAUGGGCCUGAGGCAGCAUUAGAAAACGUCGAUGCAAAAAUUGCAAAACUCAUGGGUGAAGGCUAUGCCUUUGAAGAAGUGAAGAGAGCCUUGGAGAUUGCCCAGAAUAACGUGGAAGUAGCCCGCAGCAUCCUUCGAGAAUUCGCCUUCCCUCCUCCAGUCUCCCCACGUCUAAAUCUAUAGCAGCCAGGAGUGGAGUCGCCAAAAUGAAAAGCAGUUGACAGAUGUUCCUGCAGUAUGGAAGAGAGAGGCGAGGUGGAGUUCAAGAGAGAAGGUGCUCACACUCACGCAGCGCCUGGGAGAGCUCCCCUGGGGUGUGCAGCUUCUCGGACCACAGCUGCUUCUCAGGAUGUCCACGGCCGCCGCGGCUUCCUUGUUUUUGCUAGCCAUACUUUGAAAUCAGGGUUGAACUGACAAAAAUAAUUUAAAGACGUUUACUUCCCUUGAACUUUGAAUCUGUGAAAUGCUUUUCCUUGUUUACAAGUUAGCGAAGUUGCAGUUCGUUUGGGUUUUGUUUUCUGUACUGUGUCCUGGACAAAACCUUGUAGAAUAGUCAGGUCUGCUGUAACAUCUCCUACCUAACCCCUUGCUGUCCAUGUCAGCAACUGAAUCUCCUGUUGGUUCUCCGCCUUCAUGUCCCCCAACCUGGGUCCAGUUCCAUUUCUCUCAUUUACACGAUGCUUUAAAGGUUCUGAUUGUCAACAUAUCAAACCAAUGCAAAAAAAAAAAAAAAAGUGUGUGUUCUUCACUACUGAGUCUGUUCUUCAGAAACCGUCACUGUUGAGAGAUGAGAAAAACCUGAAUGUAUAAAGCAUUUAUUUGUCAAUAAACUGCCUUUUAUAAGGGGAUUUUACAUAAUGUAGAGGAGCUUCCCUUUUUAGUGUUCAAGUUUCAUGACCUUGAAUCUGCCCUGUUCUCAUCUCUGUCAUCCUAUGGGUGUAAAAAUCUAAGAUAUUAGAAAGCAACUACUGCAUAUGGGGGAGAAAUACACUCACACAGGACAGUGCUGUCGUAUGUUACAUAAUGAGGUCUCCUGAUAUUUGUGCCUGGGUUACUUUGAGGCACUCAGAAAAUGAGGGCCAUUCCCCAACACAUAUUAAUAAUAACUUCCAGAUAAAAUUAUGAACAUACCUUUCCCAGCAUGUAAUAGAGUUCAUUUCCUGUUUGAACAAUUACACUCUGGUUCCUAACUGGUGUGCGAACCAUACUUCAGUAGAAACAUUAAAUCCUUUAUGCACUCAGUGCCAAAACUACUGUGGCAGUGUUUUUUGCUAAGUUCCUAGUAAUUUUCUCUUUCCAAUCAAAUUAGACUUCAUAUUUAAUUUGCAGAGUCUGUCACCCAUUGUUUCACAUUGCUCCAUCCAAUCAGGUCAAAGAAAUGUGAUAGGGUUGUAUUCUUUUUUGCAAAAUGGUGGUUCCUUAGAAUCCAUGUUAACUAUUUUCAAUAAAUCUAUAAAUAUUUUUUGAGUAUCAGUGGUGUGCCUGGCACCAUUGGGCACUAGUUCUAACCUGACUCCAGCGUGGUGUUUUAUUCUUUAUCCGUGUCUUUGAUGACAAAAAUUUCUGCUGCAUGAAACCUGCCAGGUUUAAUACAGGAGCUGCAGAAUUUCCUAGCGGUUUACUUCUUUGGUUCCUAAACACAAGUUAGUUGAAACAUUAAGACAGAACAUCUUUGAGUCAAAGGUGAGAACCCAGUUUGUUCUAAUUUGGACUAACUGUGGGUAUGUUCCACACCUUUUUUUUUAAGGUUUAUUUACUCAUUUAUUUGAAAGGCAGAGUGAGGGAAAGAAAGGGUGAGAUCCUGCAUUUGGUGGUUCAUCUCCUAAAAUCCCUGAUAGCUAGGACUGAGCCAGGUGGAAGCCAGGAGUCAGGAACUCCAUCCAAGUCUCUCACAGCACUGGCAAAGACCCAAGUACUUGGCCUUCAUCCACUGCCUCCCACAAUGCUGAUUAGCAGGAAGUUGGAUCACAAAGAGGCAGGACUCGAUCCAGGCACUCCAGUAUGGGCUGGGGACAGCCCAAGCACUGGCUGCUUAACUCACUCCAACACAAGACCUUCCCCAAACACACCUUUCUUAACUUCAUACUCAGUGUCACAGAAAAGGAUGUUCUAGGUUCUGAGUCCCCCUUCUCUGCUUGAAAAAGCACAACCAUACAUCAGAUAAAUCUGUUAGAAGUUAAUCUCCAAAACUUGUGCAGAUGGCCAGGUUGCCUGGAAAGAGAAACUAACACAUUCCUUUGCAAAGUAAUGGUGCCGGUUCUUGAAAGUCUGGCUUUCAUGGUAUGAGAUAUUUGAGAAAUCUGGGGCCUUGGAUGUUUGUGCUCUUGUGUAUGAAUUUCUUCAAGUGAUUCUGAGCUGGCUAUUUCCCUUAAGAGGAAUUUAUAAUUUGCCUUCGAUGUUCUUUCUGUGAGUAGGUAUAUGAAUGCAUUUUUUAUACUUCUUAAAAUUUGUUGGCUGAUUCUGUUUAUGAGCUCAAUGUUAUGUCAUCAUGGUUUUCAUAUGUUUUAUGAGUUUCUGAUGGGAUAUUGGAAUAACACUGUAUAUUUUGGCCUUUUUGUGACUUGCUGAUCAUGGGUACAGUUGACAAGCCAAAUGAUCCCACUUCGUUCUCAUAACAUUGUUACAGCUUUCUUAAUAGAUUGGGGAAUGAUGUAAAAUAGGAAUGUUAGAAAACAUAGUAUGUUCUCAUUAAGUUUUCAUAAUAUGUGAGGAUUUCCCAUGAGAAUUUUUUUUAAACUUUUAUUUAAUGAAUAUAAAUUUCCAAAGUACAGCUUAUGGAUUACAAUGGCUUCCCCCUCCCCAUAACUUCCCUCCCACCCACAACCCUCCCCUUUCCCACUCCCUCUCCCCUUCCAUUCACAUCAAGAUUCAUUUUCAAACCAUGAGAAUUUUAAAAGAUGGGGAUGAUAUAGCAAAUUUGGACCUGAAAUUUUUUUUAAGAACUUUUACAUGUCUCCACCAAACCCUCUCUUUAUCUGUUAGUCAAUAGCAGCCAUUGGUUUUGUUACUAAAAAGAAUUAACAACUCCUAUGGAAAGAGGGAAACUUCUAUGAGACACUGCCAUGAAAAGCCCUUUGCUACCGAUUGCCUGUGACAUCACACUCAAAAAGACAUUUUGAGGAAAUAAACCAAAAUAUUUUUGUUAUAAAUGUAACUACUUGUAAGUGGUUAGAAAUGGUUCAGACUUUAUUUCACUAUGAUCGAAAAAGUUAAACAUGCAUCUCUUUUCUGAAGAUUAGGAAAUAUUGUUAGUUAAGCCAGUGUUGCAUGUAGUCCAAAAGAGCAAGCAAAUCGUAGCUAAGAUUAUUCCUCUCCAUACCAAACACGUCCUAAGGGUAGAAGGGCCUAUCCUCAGUGAUACUAUAGCAUCUCCACAAUCUGCUUUUGUCUCCUGGUAGCUGAUACAGUCUGGCCUAAUUUUCUGGAAUUGAAUCAAAGCAGUUGAUAGUUAACUUGAACUUCUCUCCAUAAAUAAAAUAUCCAGUUCUUCUUACCCAUUAUCCUUGUCUACAUUCAAACAGUUUUAAUCAGCCCUAAUUACAACUUCAGAGGGCCCAUUUGUUAACUCAGUAUUUCACACACCAAGAACACUUGCAAAAUUUCUUCAUAAUGUGAAGUUUUAAAUUUCCAGUUCCAGAAGCAUUUCCUACAGUUCGGAUGUUCUCCUCUUGGUUUUUUCAGCUUGAAGCUUUAUUUUGCACUCAAUUAUGUAACCUGAUUAAAAUUUUAAUUUCUCUCUUAGCUGACAGAUAUGGAAGCAAAUUACAGCCCGAGUUAAAUGGUUACAAAUGCCUGUUGACCUGGAAUUUAGUGCUUCUAGAAAAAGUGUCCAGAAAAGACAGCAACAGAGUGAAGGGUUUUCUUCCCAAUUACUAUUUUAUUGGGUUUUUUAAAUGCUUUUUUAAAACUUGUCUAAUGUGGCAAAAUAAUUAUGUAUUCCAUUAAUUUAUAUUUUAUUCAUUCUUUUUUCAGUUCUGGUUAUUAUGUAACCUCAAGUACUUUAUCUGUUCUUUUG
Molecule: messenger RNA, 6901 nt
Organism: Lepus europaeus (European hare)
Lineage: Eukaryota; Metazoa; Chordata; Mammalia; Lagomorpha; Leporidae
Gene: CBLB
Product: Cbl proto-oncogene B
Exons: 19
Coding region: 118-3069 (983 amino acids)
Biological process (GO): negative regulation of epidermal growth factor-activated receptor activity; cell surface receptor signaling pathway
Cellular component (GO): plasma membrane; membrane raft
Molecular function (GO): ubiquitin protein ligase activity; phosphotyrosine residue binding; receptor tyrosine kinase binding
Source: RefSeq, a predicted model, not a curated record